UCAGCGAACUGGGCGCGGGCAACGGUGGCGUGGUCUUCAAAGUCUCACACAAGCCUUCUGGACUCAUUAUGGCCAGGAAGUUGAUUCAUCUCGAGAUCAAGCCGGCAAUUCGCAACCAGAUCAUUCGGGAGCUCCAGGUCCUGCACGAAUGCAACUCCCCUUACAUCGUGGGGUUUUAUGGAGCUUUUUACAGUGACGGCGAGAUCAGCAUCUGCAUGGAGCACAUGGAUGGUGGAUCCUUGGAUCAAGUGUUGAAGAAGGCUGGCAGAAUUCCGGAACAGAUUCUUGGCAAAGUCAGCAUUGCUGUCAUAAAGGGUCUAACGUAUUUGCGAGAAAAGCAUAAGAUCAUGCACAGAGAUGUGAAGCCCUCCAAUAUCUUGGUAAACUCAAGAGGAGAAAUCAAACUCUGCGAUUUUGGGGUCAGCGGACAACUGAUUGACUCCAUGGCCAAUUCCUUUGUCGGUACACGAUCUUACAUGUCGCCAGAGAGACUGCAAGGGACUCACUACUCGGUGCAGUCAGACAUCUGGAGCAUGGGGCUCUCCCUGGUCGAGAUGGCCAUCGGCAGGUACCCCAUCCCUCCACCCGAUGCCAAGGAGCUGGAGCUGAUGUUUGGCUGUCCCGUUGGGGCAGACUAUCCUGUCUCAGAGACAUCUCCCCGGCAGAGAACAGCAGGCCGGCCCAUGAGCGCCUAUGGUUCCGACAGCCGACCACCUAUGGCCAUCUUUGAGCUCCUUGACUACAUUGUCAAUGAGCCCCCUCCAAAGCUGCCAAGCAGAGUCUUCACUCCAGAAUUCCAAGACUUUGUGAACAAAUGCUUGAUCAAGAAUCCGGCUGAGAGAGCAGAUCUAAAACAGCUUAUGGUCCACAUUUUCAUUAAAAGAUCAGAAACGGAAGAGGUGGACUUUGCAGGCUGGCUGUGCUCCACCAUUGGCCUUAACCAGCCCAGCACCCCAACCCAUGUUGGCGGACUCUGAGCUGCUCACUCGUCAUGGUACAAAGACUCCGCCGGCUGCUGCUGCUAUGCAACUUCCAUUCCACAGGGGAGACUGACUUGGAACCGCUCACUCCAGACCCAUCGACGCGCAUCGGGGUUGGGGAACAGGGCAUGUGGCCCAUUGGUGUUCCCAGCCACCUCCCACUGUUUAAAGCCAUGCUGUUCUGGUUGCCCCCCUCUUUUUU
Molecule: messenger RNA, 1182 nt
Organism: Protobothrops mucrosquamatus (brown spotted pit viper)
Lineage: Eukaryota; Metazoa; Chordata; Lepidosauria; Squamata; Viperidae
Gene: MAP2K1
Product: mitogen-activated protein kinase kinase 1
Exons: 10
Coding region: 69-977 (302 amino acids)
Biological process (GO): protein phosphorylation
Molecular function (GO): ATP binding; protein kinase activity
Source: RefSeq, a predicted model, not a curated record